Molecule: messenger RNA, 1146 nt
Organism: Gadus macrocephalus (Pacific cod)
Lineage: Eukaryota; Metazoa; Chordata; Actinopteri; Gadiformes; Gadidae
Gene: mrpl9
Product: mitochondrial ribosomal protein L9
Exons: 7
Coding region: 184-1050 (288 amino acids)
Biological process (GO): translation
Cellular component (GO): ribosome; mitochondrion
Molecular function (GO): structural constituent of ribosome
Source: RefSeq, a predicted model, not a curated record
GUCGUCGUAUUACUGUCAGCGGUCUGUAAAGUCGCAUUGUUUUUUUUUUAUACGGAACGCUAGCAUUGUGAUUAAGACAUAUAACUACAUAACCUUCAAGAGCGUCGUUGCCAAAAUUGUAUCUAGUCCCAAGUGGUUUCUUUAUAUUAAUUUGUGAACGUGGCCGGGUCUUGGCUUGUAAGCAUGUGGGGAUCCAGCCGCCGUGUCCUUCAGGAGGUAGUGACGUCUCAUUUCAGGUGUUUCUCCCAGACACCAUGCAAGAGUACAGUUGUGGUGGAGCGUUGGUGGCAAGUCCCGCUGGCAAAAGUAGGUCGGGCCCCCAGACUCCAUCCACGAAGACACAGGAUUUACAGAUUAGUGGAGGACACCAAACUAGUGCCGAAAGAGAAGAACAUGGAGCUGAUUCUGACACAAACGGUUGAAAAGCUUGGGGGGCGAGGAGACACAGUGUGUGUGAAAAAAUCUGUUGGCAGAAAUAAACUGCUGGCUCAAGGUCUCGCGGUUUAUUCAUCACCAGAAAACAAACAGAUGUUCGCCGAGGAGAUACGGCUUUUGCAUGAAGGGAAGCCAGAGGAUAGAAUCCAAACACGCACAGGACAACUUACUGUGGACCUCCUGAAAUCUUCACAGUUGAAGAUUAAUAAAUGGCCCUCGAAUGAGUAUGCACUCACCAAAGAGAUUGCCUGCAGGCAAUUUGCCCGGAAGUUGGGAGUUAUUGUGCCACUUCAUGCGUUGACACUUCCAGAGGAGCCAAUCAUGGAUGUAGGAGAAUACUGGUGUGAGGUUACGGUGAAUGGAAUAGACACUGUGCGUAUCCCAAUGUCGGUUCUGCCCUACGAGGACCCAUCUGCAAGGGAGCAGAAAAGGUUGAGGCAAGAAAAUGCCGUUUCUAUUACAAUGGAGGCUAGUUCUGAAACAGCCGCUUCAGCGUUGGAAGCUUCUGACGUUGGGACCUCUCCUGAUGUGGAGUCUCCUGCCCCUCCAGGGACCUCGCCUUCUGAAGACAAGGCAGGACCACCAACGGAAAACCACCCAAAAGAUGGACUGUGAAUUAAAAGUCCACUUAAAGAAAGGAUUAUCAUGUUAAUAGAAAAAUAAUGGAUCAUGAUCUGGGGACAUCGAUGUGAAUAAAGAAUGCAAGAUCAA